Messenger RNA from Nicotiana tabacum (common tobacco), 1690 nucleotides. The record is from RefSeq and is a predicted model, not a curated record. Lineage: Eukaryota; Viridiplantae; Streptophyta; Magnoliopsida; Solanales; Solanaceae.
AUGGCGAAUGACAACGGAAAUCAAGUUGUUCCGAUGAAGCUUAUCAAGGAAGAUAUUCCUGAUCUGCCAGAUGAAACUCCAAAGAAUGAAAGCUUUCUCUAUGUGUCUUGUUUUGGAAUAUCAAGUUUGUUGUAUCUGUUGUCACAUGGUGUGAUUUGUUUCCUUGGAUGUGCUAUAGAGCAAGCAGGGAAGUGUAAUCUUUUCAAUGGAGAUUGGAUUCCUGAUCCAUCUGGUCCUGUUUACACGAACGAGACAUGCAAAUUUAUUGAAAGCCAUCAGAAUUGUAUGACGAAUGGCCGGCCUGAUACUGGUUAUCUUUACUGGAGGUGGAAUCCACGUAGUUGCCAGUUGCCUCGGUUUGAUUCACAUAAGUUUCUUCAGUUAAUGAGUAAUAAAACAUGGGCAUUGAUCGGUGAUUCAAUUUCAAGGAACCAUGUCCAAUCAUUUCUUUGUGUACUCUCAAAGGUAGAGGAAGCCAUUGAAGUAUACCAUGACAAGGAGUACCGGUCCAGGAGAUGGUUAUUCCCCUCAUACAACUUUACCGUUUCAGUUAUUUGGUCCCCCUUUCUGGCACAAGCAGCUAUAUUUGAAGACUACAACGGAGUUUCCACAUCUGAGAUUGAACUUCAUCUCGACAAGCUUGAUGCGAGUUGGACUGAUCAGUUUAACAAUUUUGAUUAUAUGAUAUUUGCAAGCGGUGAGUGGUAUGUCAAAACUGCAAUCUACUAUGAAAACGAUACAGUAGUGGGCUGCCACUACUGUCCCAAAAGGAACUUGACCGAGCUUGGUUUCGACUUUGCGUACCGUAAAGUUCUUGGAAAUUUUUUCAACUAUCUUCUCUCAUCAAAUCACAAAGGCAUGAUGUUUUUUAGGACCGCGACACCAGACCAUUUCGAGAAUGGUGAGUGGUUUAGUGGUGGACAUUGUAAAAGAACCAAACCGGUGAAGGAAGGUAAGUUCAAUUUGACCGAGAUUAACAAGAUUCUACAUGAAAUCGAAAUAGAGGAAAUUGGAAAAGCUACAGCUAAAGCUUCUGAGACGGGUUUGAAUCUAAAGCUUUUCGAUGUAACUGCCCUUUCAUUAAUGAGGCCCGAUGGGCAUCCAGGUCCGUACAGGUAUUUUCAACCGUUUGCAAAAGAUAAGAAUGCGAAAAUCAUCAAUGACUGCUUGCAUUGGUGUUUGCCUGGACCUAUAGAUGCUUGGAAUGAUAUGCUAAUGGAGAUGGUGUUAAAUGGUUAAUUUCAUAAACUUGUGAAGUGGAAGUUGUUUCUUGAGCAAAUAGGCAGACCAGUUCAUUGAGAUGGCAUUUACUGAGAACAGACAUUGCUCGCUUGUGUAUCCUACUCUGUGAUGUGAAUACUAGAGAUUUAAGCCACACGAUGGGUGCUGCUCGCGACCAUGUUCCUCGGGUUAAGCUUCAGUUUGCUUAUAUAUAAUUUUUUUCAUUGGGGAAGUUCAUCUUAAUUAUAAUGUUGUUCAUUGAUUCUCAUAUAUAUGAUUUUUCAGGAAUCUGUAGUGGGAUUUAUUUUUGAGGGGAUUUGGAAUAUAUAUAGAGAUCUGAAUCAAAUGAGAAUUUGAUGAUGGUGAGUCACAGAUUGUGUUGUACACUUAUAAAAUUAGCAAGUCACAUGCUAAGAUAGAUUGGUGCAGUUUUCCACUAAUUACUUAUUUGAUAUUACAAACUUUUGAA